Messenger RNA from Agrilus planipennis (emerald ash borer), 1400 nucleotides. RefSeq names its product facilitated trehalose transporter Tret1-like. Gene Ontology annotation, cellular component: membrane. Bases 12 to 1190 code for a protein of 392 amino acids. Gene Ontology annotation, molecular function: transmembrane transporter activity. Gene Ontology annotation, biological process: transmembrane transport. The transcript has a single exon. The record is from RefSeq and is a predicted model, not a curated record. Lineage: Eukaryota; Metazoa; Arthropoda; Insecta; Coleoptera; Buprestidae.
AAAAUAUCUACAUGAUAGGAAAUAUCGCAGGUCUUCUAUUUACAAUAAUUUAUAUGAAGUUCUUGGGUAGAAAAAUAAUUGUAAUAUUGGCCGCCAUAAAACACGUAAUAGCAUGGAUAUUAAUAGCAACAGCAACCAGAAUAGAAGUUCUUUAUUUUGCACGAUUCCUUGCUGGUGCAGCUGGUAAUAUAGCUUUUGUUUCACUGCCAAUGUACGUUGCAGAAAUAGCCGAUGAAAGUAUUCGAGGAUUCCUAGGAACAUUUAUUUACAGUAACAUGAUUCUCGGUGUCCUAGUGAUAUAUAGCAUCGCGCCCUUCACUACAAUAGCAAUUUCUUCUAGCGUAGGAGCAGCGUGUGUAACGCUUCAAGUGUUAACCUUCAGUUUUAUGCCUGAAUCGCCAUAUUAUCAUAUCAUCAAAGGAAAUCAGGAAGCCGCUUUAAAAUCUCUUCAAACCUUCCGAAGAAAGGAAGAUGUUUAUGAGGAACUUAAGGACAUUACGAGCGCUGUUCAAAGACAGGAAUCGGAAAAAGGAAGGAUCAUUGACAUAUUUAUUGUCAGGAGUAAUCUCAAAGCAUUUAUUAUAGCAAUCACCCUCAAUCUUGCACAGCAUUUCAGUGGUAUAAGCGUUUUGUUAAUGAAUCUUCACACAAUUUUAGCGGAUGCUGAAUCAAUUGUUUCUCCAGAGACCGCUCCAAUCAUCAUAGCUGCGACUAUGCUUAUUGCUUGUAUAGCAUCAUCCUUUAUUAUAGAUAAAUUUGGAAGAAAAAUUCUUCUCGUUAGUUCCAGUAUUCUGACAGGAUUAUCUCUUACUGUAUUGGCCACCUAUUUUUACAUUAAAAACUCUGAUGAUGAUAUUUCUCACCUUAAUUGGAUCCCUGUCGUAUCCGUUACAUUGUAUUCGUUGUUUUUCAAAUUUGGUCUUGGAAUGGUUCCCAUUAUAUUUUUGGGAGAGUUAUUUCCUACUAGCGUCAAAGCAAUGGCAAUGAGCAUGGUUGACAUAUCUUACGGUGUGUUUGCAAUUGCAUCUGUUUAUUUGUACAUUCAUCUGAGUUCUUUGUACGGAAUGCACGUUCCGUUCUUCAUUUUCGCAGGAUUGUGCAUAUUUGCAGCGUUGUUUUCACAAUUUUUCAUACCCGAAACCAAAGGUAAAACGUUAGAAGAAAUACAAAUGAUGUUAAAGGGCAUGUGAUGUCUAAUACAUUAUAAAUAUUUGUACAUAGGAAAUAAUCGGUUAGCGAUAGCCAUUUGAUAAUUUGAUCAGAAUUCCUGAAGAAAGAAGAAGUGUACUACUGAAGUUCCUGCUUACACAUUUCUUACUAUAACCGAUAUAUUAAGACUCUUUUUAAUGAGUAUUGCAGUUGGUGUAGAUUUUAAAAAAUAAUUAUUGCAAAAAAAAAAA